Molecule: messenger RNA, 1682 nt
Organism: Saimiri boliviensis boliviensis (Bolivian squirrel monkey)
Lineage: Eukaryota; Metazoa; Chordata; Mammalia; Primates; Cebidae
Gene: LAT2
Product: linker for activation of T cells family member 2
Biological process (GO): B cell activation; calcium-mediated signaling; B cell receptor signaling pathway
Cellular component (GO): plasma membrane
Source: RefSeq, a predicted model, not a curated record
GCCCGCCAGUGCUGGCGGUGUUGGCAUCGGCUGGAGCAGGUGUGCGGGCUCAGGAUGGGGCGGCCGCGGUGAGGAGCCCUGGACUCUCAGGCACCCCCCAUCUCAGAACCACAGGAGGUGACACCAGGAGCCGGCAUGAGCCCAGGGACUGAACUGCUGUGGCCCGGGGCUGCACUGCUGGUGCUGCUGGGGGUGGCGGCCAGCCUGUGUGCGCGCUGCUCACGUCUAGGUGCAAAAAGGUCUGAGAAAAUCUACCAGCAGAGAAGUCUGCAUGAGGACCAACAGAGCUUUAUGGGGUCCCAGACCUACUCCUUGGUCGGGCAGGCAUGGCCAGGAGCCCUGGCGGACACGGCACCCGCAAGGAAGGACAAGCUGCUGCAGUUCUGCCCCAGCCUGGAGGAUCCAGCAUCUCCCAGGUACCAGAACUUCAGCAAAGGAAGCAGACACGGGUCGGAGGAUGCCUACGUAGACCCCAUUGCCAUGGAGUAUUACAACUGGGGGCGGUUCCCAAAGCCCCCCGAAGAUGAUGAUGCCAACUCCUACGAGAAUGUGCUCAUUUGCAAGCAGAAAACGACAGAGCCAGGUGCCCAGCAGGAGGGCACAGGUGGCCUCUGCGGAGAACACAGUCCCUGUCCCUCUGUGCCCCUGGAAGAGGAGGAGGAAUCCGAGGAUUAUCAGAACUCAGCAUCCAUCCGUCAGUGGCGAGAGUCCAGGAGGGCUAUGGGGCAAGUCCAGAGAGAAGCAUCCCCUGGCCUGGCCGGCCCAGAUGAGGAGGAUGGGGAACCGGAUUACGUGAACGAGGUGGUGGCGGUCUCAGAAGCCUAGGAUAGACCCAGAAGGAAGAAGCCAAGGCGAAGAGCACAGGGGACCGCUGCGCUCCCGGACCUGUCGCUGCCUUCCGAGGACCAUUUCCCAGAGCUACUCAGUUUUCAAGCCCACUGCAAUCACAGCUCCUGGAAGGACCACCUGGCCAUGGACACACAGCCCGGGAAAGGACAGUUACUCGUGGGAGCUGCAGCCCUGCCACCAAGCUGUCGCUUUGCGGGGCAGGCACCUGCUGCCGAGGGUAACCGGGCUCCGGGUGUGGAUGAUGGAUGCCCAGGAUUUAGGAUAAGCUGUCACCCUGUCCCCGUAACCAAACCAUUCUCCGACACUGGUAUCUGUGUCCUUUUUUUGCUAUGAAUUUGGAUUCCUAAUUGCUACUGUUGGUUGCUGGGGUUUUUAAGGAUAAGCUUGGACAGUUAACUUAUAGAGGGGGAGCCAUAUUUAAUAUUCUGGAUUUAGAGAUUUCUGUCUUGUCUCUUAGAAAGCAUUACAUGUAGUUGAUUUCACCAUCCUGGGUAGGUGGGGCCCUCCCCUUCCUCGGGGCCUCAGUUCACUUAGGAAGAAAUGAGGCUGCUGCCAUCUUUAUGAACUUCCAGUGGGAAUGUCAAUUGCUAAGGACUACAGCACAGUUCUAGAGCCUAGAGAAGCACUGACCAGAACGGAGCGCAGCAGGGCCUCGCCGCGGCCCCCAGUCCUCCUCUGCUCCAGGGCUGGCCUCUGCAGAGCUGAUUGGACAGUGAUGUGACUGUCUCACGGGAAGAGUGUGGGCCUGAAGGGACCUUCUGAGUCAGAAAUGCUGCCAGAAAAAGCGUCUCCUCCAACCAAAUCAUCUCAAUAAAACCGUUUUAGUUUAAAAG